Molecule: messenger RNA, 1545 nt
Organism: Aspergillus melleus
Lineage: Eukaryota; Fungi; Ascomycota; Eurotiomycetes; Eurotiales; Aspergillaceae
Product: putative GABA permease
Exons: 6
Coding region: 1-1545 (514 amino acids)
Biological process (GO): amino acid transport; transmembrane transport
Cellular component (GO): membrane
Molecular function (GO): transmembrane transporter activity
Source: RefSeq, a predicted model, not a curated record
AUGUACGACGAAGAGGUUGAGAUGAAGAGCGGCAGCGCUGUUCGAUCAGCACCGGCCGAAGUCAAUGCGCAUGGAAAUGCCAGUGCCGAUUACCGCCAGAGACAACAAUUGGAGAGAUACCUGAAUUUCUUUUCAUCCCUGGCAUUUUCUGCCACACUACUUGCUUCCUGGGAAGCAACUGGAGGAAGUUUGCUGGCUGGUCUCGCCAACGGAGGUCCUGCGGUCAUUGUAUACGGCAUCAUCAUCAGUGCCGUCGGCAAUCUGGCUAUUGCGAGCUCUCUGGCUGAGCUAGCUUCAGUGCAUCCGACUGCGGGAGCACAAUACCACUGGAGUUAUGUUCUUGCGCCGUGCUACCCUCGUUUUCUCAGCUUCUUCCAAGGAUGGGUUACCGUCUUCUCUUGGGCUGCUCUAGUCUGUAUUUCACCUUACUUCAUCGGCACCGAAAUUGAAGGCAUGGUUGUUCUCGGUCAUCCGGAAUAUGAAGCCAAACGAUGGCAUGGAACUUUGCUGAUGUGGGCUGUUGUCCUCAUUCCGAUCGUUAUCAACGUCUUCGCUCGUCGCGUUCUUGCCGUAAUCGAAGUCGUAGCUGGCAUCAUGCAUGUUGUCUUUCUGCCGGUGACCAUUGCAACUUUUGUCAUCCUUGCCCCUCGCAAUCCCGAUGCUUUUGUCUGGGAUACAUUUGUCAGUGGCCUCAGUGGCUGGCAGAAUCCGGGCGUGGUCUUUUCCGUCGGACUCCUAGGGGUCCUGACACCUCUGAGUGGAGUUGACGGCGUAAUCCACAUGUCGGAAGAGGUCAAGAACGCGAAAAAGGUCAUCCCGCGCUCCAUGAUCUGGGGCACGCUCAUCAACGCCAUCAUGGCCUUCGGCUACGCCAUCGCCACCCUGUACUGCAUGGGCAGCUAUGAAGAAGCCCUCCUCAGCCCCACCGGCUACCCGAUCAUCCAAAUCGCCUACCAAGCCACAGGCUCCAAGACCGCCACCUACAUCCUCAUGGCGAUGGGCAUGCUGCCCGGGUGGAUCGCGCUGUUCAACGGCCUCGCCUCCGUCACGCGUCUCACCUGGGCCUUUGCGCGAGACAACGGGCUCCCGUUCUCUGACUUCUUCGUGAAAGUCGACCCGCGGUACAAGAUCCCCAUCCGGGCGCUGUUCCUCGUCGCGUCGUGCGUGAUCGCCCUGUCUUUCAUCCAGAUUGGCUCCACAGCCGCGUUCAACGCCAUUUUGUCGCUAAGCACCAUGGGUUUGUACAUCUCUUACCUCCUUCCGUUGAUUUUCCUGGUCAUCAAACGGUUCACUGCUCCUGGCGAGAUCCCGCAGGGGUCGUUUACAAUGGGCAAGUGGGGGCUGCCGGUGAAUCUGGUGGCGAUUCUGUUCGCGACGUAUUUUGUCAUCUUCUUGCCGUUCCCGGCUGAGAUACCUGUGACAGCGGAGAAUAUGAACUAUGCAGGCCCGGUGUUGGGCUUUGUCAUGCUCUUUGCGUGUGGUGACUGGGUGGUUCGCGGACGGCACAAGUGGAAUGGUCCGACGAUGAAGUACUCUCGGGAGUGA